Messenger RNA from Lachancea dasiensis, 966 nucleotides. NCBI's taxonomy places the organism in Eukaryota, Fungi, Ascomycota, Saccharomycetes, Saccharomycetales, Saccharomycetaceae. The record is from the annotation of a GenBank genome assembly.
AUGUUGUCUGAUCGUGGGAGGCCAAAAAAUGGUAACGAGAGUACACGGAAAAAGAAGAGUAAUCCUCUAAAGCCUUCUCCUCAGCCACAUCACAAUGACUAUACUGAAAAUUAUAUUCACACUACUGUGCCACCUCAAAGAUAUAUCAAGAACUCGGAGAAUCAGGUCGAGGGCUAUCCUAAUCUGCAGAAGCUUUUUCGCCUAAAAGAGAGGCAUGUGGCAAAAAACGCUACAACUCCUUUUGGAUGCAAAAUUGACAUUGACGCAAUGGUUCCCACUUUGAACCAUUGGAUUUCUGACGAAAGAAUGGUUUUUGAUGUUGUAAUGAUUGGCUGCCUCACUGAGAAUCAGUUUAUUUACCAAAUUUUGACUUCCCUGCCCAUUCAUAAGCUGAUAACUAAGCCCGGCUUCCUACUUAUUUGGGGGAGUGCACAGAAAAUCAACGAACUAACGAAACUAUUGCAGAGUGAGGCGUGGUCAAAGAAGUUUCGAAAAAGCGAAGAGCUAGUUUUCAUUCCAGUCGACAAAAGCUCUCCCUUUUAUCCAAGUCUCGACAAUGAUGAUCAGACGCUUUUCGAAAAGAUGCAGUGGCAUUGCUGGAUGUGUAUAACUGGAACGGUUCGAAGAGCAACAGAUGGUCAUCUCAUCCAUUGUAAUGUUGACACGGAUCUUGCUCUAGAAACCAAUGACCAGCAACAUAGCGCUGUCCCCGCUCAUCUUUAUAAAAUAGCCGAAAACUUCUCAACAGCAACAAGAAGGCUUCACAUUAUCCCCGCUAGAACAGGUACUGAAAUGCCUGUAAGGGUUAGACCUGGCUGGGUAAUAAUGAGUCCGGACGUGAUGCUGAAUAAUUUUGAGUGUGCAAGAUAUUUGGCAGAAAUCAGUAAAAUUGGGACUCAUCUGCCUGCUAAAAAUGACAUCGAAUCUUUAAGGCCAAAAAGCCCUACUCAAAAAAGAUUGACUUGA